GUUGCGGUCGGGCGGCGGGAGGAGGGAGGAGGGGGGGGAGAGAGAGAGACAGCCCAAACAUGAUCCGGUCACCGGGCUAACGGUUGUCAUGUAACUGCUAGCUCGCCCCUGUUAGCUCUGUUUACACACGAAUUAGCAUGUGCGGUGGCUAGCUUGUUAGGGAAAAAGUAAAACAUUGCUGCUCGUGAACUCCAGAAGCUGAUUUCUUUCUUUAUUUCCGCUGAAUGUGUUUGAUUUUAGAACACGAGUGUAACGUGGGUACUGCUCUUCACGUUGCUGUAUUGUUUUGUUAGCUUUGCCCCCGAGCCCCUGCUCCUGUCUCUCGGUAAUGUGUUGAAUUUCUCACGGUGUGUUGGUAAACUUGGAGGCGUGGUGUAAACACAGCGCUCCUCCGUGAGAGCUGCAGUCAUUUUUGGAUCUCUCCAUCUGUGUCAGUCUCCAUGGUAUGUACAAUAACAUUGAUCGGAGUUCAGCACACGAGUUUGCGUAUCAUUCACUUUUCAUGUGCAGGUAAGAGGCUUCUUGGGGGGAAUCCAAUUCCAGUGCAUCAGAAAGUGUCUUAACCAGUCACGCGCCGCCCUGCCUGGUGUCCGGUUUCAUCUGCCCUUGUCUCUUGUUACCCUGCUCGGGCUGUAGGACACGUUUCCCCACUGCAUGUGUUUUUUAAACCCAGUGUCAGGUGUUUGCCAUUGUUGCACUCUUCUUCUCGGUUUCUUUCUGGCUCUCUGCACUCCGCUGCCUGCGAGCUGUAGCUGCAGAUAAGUGCCAGACCGAUAGUACACAGCACUGUAGAUUAUCCCAAGUGUCUGUCAGUGAGCGUCCCAAUGGCUGUGUGGCACAGAUGGCUCCAAUAGAGAGUGCUUUGUCUGAGGUUUGUGUAAUGAUGCGCUGUCGGAGAGAUUUAUCUCUAAAAACUUGGAAAGUUAAGCUCUUUUCAGUUGUGCCUUUGAGCUACAUGACAUACCCCCCCCCCCCCACACACACACUGAUAAUUUAGUGUAGUCAAGUGGAAUAUUUAUGUGACAUAACCAACGUAAAUUUAGCUAAACUUCCCUGUAUUUUUUGUUUUUGCAAACUAGUGCUUGCUGUGUGAUCUCCUCGAGAGUGGAUCUGCCGAGCUGUGAGCCCCUCUGAACGGCAGGAAGUCCCCUUCAGCAGCGGUGCGACGAUGACCGAGCUGCUUGCCAAGUGGGCCUGUGAAUACUGCACAUACGAGAACUGGCAGUCAGCCAUCAAGUGCACCAUGUGCCGAGCUCAGAGGCCCAGCGGGGGUGCUAUCAUUACUGAGGAACCGUUCAAGAGCAGCCCAGCUCUGGAUGCUAGUCUGCACCAGUGGGACCCUGCAGGACUCAGCAACAGCCCACCCCAGGGGGGCUCCAGCUUACUAAUUUGUCCAGACUCCAGUGCUCGACCCCGUGUUCGCAUUGCUGAUGUACCUGAGACAAGUAGCAAGUGGUCAUGCCACAUUUGUACUUACCUGAACUGGCCUCGGGCCAUCCGUUGCACCCAGUGCCUCUGCCAGAGGCUUCACGCUCAACAACAACAACAUAGGCAACAUGCCAUCCACCAAGGACAUCAUACCCAGCAGCCACGCAGCCCCACAGAGUCACCCCAGACCUCAGGCUCUGGAUUCCGUCCUGCUCCCUUGGCCACAACUACAGACCCCUGUGAGGAAUAUAAUGACCGUAACAGGCUUAACACUCACGUACAGCACUGGACCUGCACUGCCUGCAGUUGCGAGAACUGGGCCAAGGCACAAAAGUGUGUGAUGUGCAACCACCCCAGAGCAAAUAGUCUGCUAACUGAACCCAUCGAACUGGCAUCAAAGCUCGAGAGCCAACAACCUCCCACAAAACUUAAUGAACAUGGCAGGGACAACAGGAGGGGUGUUGCUGGGCACAUGGUGGGGCAGGGAAUAGGCAGCGUGGUAGGUGGGGUGGGCGGUUGUAGCAGCAGCCAAAGAAGAUCUCCACCGACCUCGAAACGGGAGUCGGAGAUGAACAUGGACUUUCAGAGGAUUGAAUUGGAGUCAGGGGCAGGGAUUGGCAGACAAGAGGAGCUGGAGGUGGAUUUCAAAAAACUGAAGCAGAUAAAGAACAGGAUGAGAAGGACUGACUGGCUCUUCCUCAAUGCCUGUGUUGGUGUGGUGGAAGGGGACCUGGCGGCUGUGGAGGCCUACAAGUCAUCAGGAGGUGACAUUGCACGACAGCUAACAUCAGACGAGGUGCGCUUAUUAAAUCGGUCCUCUGCAUUUGAUGACGGCUUCACGCUGGUUCACCUGGCCAUCCGCUUCCAGAGGCAGGACAUGCUGGCUGUGCUACUCACGGAGGUGUCCCAACAGGCAGCCAAGUGUAUUCCAGCCAUGGUGUGUCCGGAGCUAACGGAGCAGAUCCGUCGUGAGGUCGCUGCCUCUCUUCACCAGCGCAAGGGAGACUUUACCUGCUAUUUCCUCACGGACCUGGUGACCUUCACCCUGCCUGCAGACAUUGAAGACUUGCCACCAGCAGUUCAGGAAAAACUGUUUGAUGAGGUGCUGGACCGAGACGUACAAAAAGAACUUGAAGAGGAGUCUCCCAUCAUCAACUGGUCCCUGGAGCUCGGGACGAGGUUGGACAGUCGGCUCUAUGCCCUGUGGAACCGCACGGCCGGGGACUGUCUGCUUGACUCCGUGCUGCAGGCCACAUGGGGCAUCUACGACAAGGACUCGGUGCUUCGCAAGACCCUCCAUGACAGCCUGCACGACUGUUCCCACUGGUUUUACACCCGCUGGAAGGAGUGGGAGUCGUGGUAUUCUCAGAGCUUCGGCCUGCACUUCUCACUGCGGGAGGAACAGUGGCAGGAAGACUGGGCUUUCAUCCUCUCCUUGGCCAGUCAGCCAGGAUCCAGCUUGGAGCAGACCCACAUUUUUGUUCUUGCACACAUUCUUCGUCGGCCCAUUAUCGUCUACGGAGUGAAGUAUUACAAAAGUUUCCGUGGCGAGACGCUGGGGUACACCCGUUUUCAAGGCGUGUACCUGCCUCUCCUGUGGGAGCAGAGCUUCUGCUGGAAGAGCCCCAUCGCUCUGGGCUACACUCGUGGCCACUUCUCGGCGCUGGUGGCCAUGGAGAACGACGGCUUUGACAAUCGCGGCGCGGGCGCCAACCUCAACACGGACGACGACGUGACCGUCACCUUCCUGCCGCUGGUCGACAGCGAGAGGAAGCUGCUUCACAUUCACUUCCUCUCGGCGCAGGAAAUGGGGAAUGAGGAGCAGCAGGAGAAGCUGCUGAGGGAGUGGCUGGACUGCUGCGUGACCGACGGGGGCGUCCUGGUGGCUCUUCAGAAGAGCUCGCGCCGCCGCAACCACCCGCUCGUCACCCAGAUGGUGGAGAAGUGGCUGGACGGCUACCGGCAGAUCCGGCCCUGCGCCUCUUUGUCUGACGGCGAAGAGGAGGAGGAGGAUGAGGACGAGUGAUUAAGCUGAGGCGGGGGGGGGGGGGGGG
This is a messenger RNA of Pleuronectes platessa (European plaice), 3482 nucleotides long. It is a transcript of the gene zranb1b, whose product is annotated as zinc finger, RAN-binding domain containing 1b. The record is from RefSeq and is a predicted model, not a curated record. Gene Ontology annotation, cellular component: cytoplasm; nucleus. Lineage: Eukaryota; Metazoa; Chordata; Actinopteri; Pleuronectiformes; Pleuronectidae. Gene Ontology annotation, biological process: cytoskeleton organization; positive regulation of Wnt signaling pathway; protein K33-linked deubiquitination. Bases 1169 to 3454 code for a protein of 761 amino acids. The transcript has 9 exons. Gene Ontology annotation, molecular function: K63-linked polyubiquitin modification-dependent protein binding; cysteine-type deubiquitinase activity.